AUGCAUCGGUUGAACCUUGCUCUAGGUGGAGCCGCAGAGUAUGCCCAAGGGGUCUGGGCCGCUCUGUGGCUCUGUUCCAUAGAGAAGCUGGAAAAGUAUGUUGUGGCCAUAGAACACGGACCGGACACCUUUGUUGUCACCUCGCUUUACACGACGGUUGUGGUGACAGAUAUUAUCAAGCCCUGGAUGACAGGCCGUGCUAGAAGAGAUGUUGAAUCAUCUGUUCCUGGAACUCCUGUUAGCGGUGCUGCGUCCCCUGCGAGCCCAUCAACACAGUGUUUUGAAAGGGACGGCGAGCGUUGCAUCAUAACGAAGGUUGGCGGUUGCUCAGAAAGCGCCCAUAUUUACCCUUACUCUCUCCAUGAAGGCUUUGGUCCUAAGUGUGCUAGAUUUUGGGACACGCUCUCCAUGUUGUGGCCACCCAGUACAAUUGAGGAAUGGAAAGCCGAUGUUUUCGGGGGCUCAAACACUGAACUCUGCUCCAAUAGGAUCACUCUCUCCGCAAACGCGCAUGUAUACUGGGGAAAAGGCCUCUUCGCCUUGAAACCUGUUUCUAUGAGCGAAGAUAAGAAGACUCUCCAGCUUGAAUUCCACUGGCUGCGUCAAGUGCCGCAAUCUUCUUCAACUGUACUCCUAAGCGAUAAACCAUCUUUCGAAGAGUCUCUGGAUGGCAGCGGUAAGAAUGCUCGUCUCCAGGAUUUUGAAAAGGGCGAGUUGAUUUCGUCUGGCCACAAGAUUUGGAUGAAGACAGACGACCCAAUUAAUCGUCCACUCCCAAGUGUGAAGUUACUGGGGCUGCAAUGGGCGCUUCAGAGGCUGGCAUCGCUUAGCGGUGCAGCAGCAGCCUUUGAUGUGUUAUUGGACAGUGAUGAUGAAGAAAACGAUGGCAUGGUCAGACUGUAUGAUUCUGAAGAAGAUUUCUGCUAG
Aspergillus fischeri NRRL 181 is the source of this 927-nucleotide messenger RNA. RefSeq names its product HNH endonuclease signature motif containing protein. The transcript is spliced from 2 exons. NCBI's taxonomy places the organism in Eukaryota, Fungi, Ascomycota, Eurotiomycetes, Eurotiales, Aspergillaceae. Bases 1 to 927 code for a protein of 308 amino acids. The record is from RefSeq and is a predicted model, not a curated record.